ACUUUCUCCAGGAGGGAUUUUGUGGCUCAGCAAGUCAUUGUUGGGAUGAAGCUUUAUGGCUUUGGGGUCCUGGUAGCCAUCCUCCUCUCUGAACAGCAUGGCCUCGCCUUUCAGAGUGGCCAGGUUCUGUCUGCUCUUCCUAGAACCUCGAGACAAGUUCAAGUUCUUCAGAAUCUGACUACAUCCUAUGAGGUCGCUCUCUGGCAGCCAGUGACGGCUGAACUCAUUACGAAGAAAAAGGAAGUGCACUUUUUUGUCAAUGUGACUGAUGUCGACAGCGUGAAAGCCCACUUAAAUGUGAGCAGGAUUCCAUUUAGUGUCCUGGUGAACGAUGUGGAGGAUCUAAUUCGACAGCAGACUUCCAAUGACACGUUCAGCCCCCGGGCCUCCUCAUCCUACUAUGAACAGUAUCACUCACUAAAUGAAAUUUAUUCCUGGAUAGAGGUUAUAACUGAACGCCAUCCCAACAUGCUCCAGAAAUUCUACAUCGGGUCGUCAUAUGAGAAGCGCCCACUUUACGUUUUAAAGGUUUCAGGAAAGGAAAAAACAGCCAAAAAUGCCAUAUGGAUCGACUGUGGAAUCCAUGCCAGAGAGUGGAUCUCUCCUGCUUUCUGCUUGUGGUUCGUUGGCUACGUCACUCAGUUCUACGGGAAAGAAAAGCUGUAUACCAAUCUCCUGAGGCAUGUGGAUUUCUACAUCAUGCCGGUGAUAAACCCAGAUGGCUAUGACUACACAUGGAAAAAGAACCGAAUGUGGAGAAAGAACCGUUCUAUCCACAAGAACAACCCCUGCGUGGGCACAGACCUGAACAGGAACUUCGCUUCCCGACACUGGUGUGAGGAAGGUGCAUCAAGUUUCUCCUGCUCUGAAACUUACUGUGGACUUUAUCCAGAGUCUGAGCCAGAAGUGAAGGCAGUGGCUGACUUUCUGAGAAGAAACAUCAACCACAUUAAGGCUUACAUCAGUAUGCAUUCAUAUGCCCAACAAAUAGUGUUUCCCUAUUCCUAUAACAGAAGCAAAAGCAAGGACCAUGAGGAACUGUCACUAGUGGCCAGUGAAGCGGUUCGUGCGAUUGAAAAUAUUAAUAAAAACAUCAGGUAUACACACGGCAGUGGCUCGGAAAGUUUAUACCUAGCUCCUGGAGGUUCCGAUGAUUGGAUCUAUGAUUUGGGCAUCAAAUAUUCAUUUACGAUUGAACUUCGAGAUAAAGGCAGAUACGGAUUCUUGCUACCGGAGAGAUACAUCAAACCCACUUGUGCAGAAGCUCUGGCCGCAGUCUCUAAAAUAGCUUGGCAUGUCAUCAGGAACGCUUAAUGCCCUUGCCUAUGCUCCCGUUAUUUUUAUUUUACUGAUUUCAGCAACACUAAAUUGUUGCUUCUAAUUUUCAUGAGUUUCCUUGGUUUUGUUCAAGAAUAAAAUGCACAAUGUUUUGAGCUCAACAGUGA
This is a messenger RNA of Psammomys obesus (fat sand rat), 1445 nucleotides long. It is a transcript of the gene Cpb2, whose product is annotated as carboxypeptidase B2. Lineage: Eukaryota; Metazoa; Chordata; Mammalia; Rodentia; Muridae. Gene Ontology annotation, molecular function: metallocarboxypeptidase activity; zinc ion binding. Bases 46 to 1314 code for a protein of 422 amino acids. Gene Ontology annotation, biological process: fibrinolysis; proteolysis. The transcript has 11 exons. The record is from RefSeq and is a predicted model, not a curated record.